AUGGAUACACCACCCCGAGACUCAUCUGUUUACAGCAUUUUGGACAUCCGUAAUCCUAAAGCUGGUGCCAUAAAACUCACACAAUUCAAGACGGCAACCGGAAAUGCUAGUCCUCCCACUCCACCUGCGUCAACUGAGCAGUCAUCGGCCGAUGCGUUCAAUGAUGAAGACCUGGCGGAUACCAUCAUAGAUACUCUUGACAAGCCUUAUGGUGCCAAGUCAAUACCAACCUUUGUGCUUUACGAUAACCGAGGGCUCCAACUCUUCAAUGACAUCACCUACUUGGACGAGUACUACCUUACAACUGCAGAGAUGUCUAUUUUGAGAGAACGCGCAGCCGAAAUUGUGGAACAGCUUGAGGAAAACAGCGUGAUCAUUGAACUUGGUGCAGGAUCACUGAGGAAGACAUCCAUUGUCCUUGACGCAAUCGAGAGCCGGAAACUAAAGGUCACUUACUACGCGCUUGAUCUCGACCAGAAUGAGCUCGAGCGCUCGUUAGGGUCUCUUGGAAGUUUUUCCUACGUGGAACUCGUUGGUCUACUUGGCACGUUCGAACAAGGCAUUCCAUGGCUCAGCCAGUACUUUAAACAAGGACAGAAGAAGCUAUUCCUUUGGCUUGGUAGCUCUAUAGGAAACAUGAACCGUCGCGAGUCCGUUAUGUUUUUGCAUCACAUUCAGCAAACUUGCAUGGCUGCCGGAGAUUUAUUCCUCAUUGGAUUUGACAAACGUAAAGAUCCGACCACUAUUAAGCAUGCCUACGAUGAUCGGCAAGGAGUCACUAGAGAAUUCAUCAUGAAUGGUCUGGAUCACGUGAACAGUAUCGUUGGGCAACCUCUUAUCGAACGCUCGAAAUUUACAUAUGACUCUCGCUAUCAAGCUGAAGUUGGUCGACAUGUUGCACAUUACAGAGCUCUGGAGGAUAUGCAGCUCACCUAUCAUCGUCCGCAAGGAACUGUGAACAUACAAGUUGAUCGUGGAGAAUUGAUACAUGUGGAGUAUUCAUACAAGUAUUCUGAUUCCGAGAUGACCCACAUUUUAUCGGCUGCACAGCUAGACAAGAUCCAGCAAUGGCAGUCGAAUGAGAUCGAGUAUGCUUUGGUGCUUGCUGAACGACGUCCAUUUAGUUUUACCUGCAACCAGGCGGAUGUUCUACAGAUGCUUUACCCUGAGGCUCCCAAAACUGAUGUUCUCGACUGCCAAGCUUGUAGCAAUGAUCAUGAUGUCAAGCAUUGUGAGGGUCUCAGCCAUGUAUCGCUUAACCAUGGUUGGCCAAAGUCUCUGCCGUCAGUUUCGGAGUGGAUACAGCUUUGGGGAGCUUGGGAUCUUGUAACAAGGACUAUGUUGGAUCAUCGCAGCAUGCUUUUUGAACGUCCUAUAGCACUUCGACACCCAUUUAUCUUCUAUCUUGGCCAUAUCCCAGCGUUCCUAGAUAUACAACUUUCUCGCCAUGCUGUUGAUGAUGACCUUAAUCAGGGUUCUCCCAUGACCAAGCCUGAAAGUUUUGCAACCAUCUUUGAGCGUGGUAUUGAUCCUGACAUGGAUGAUCCAGCAAAGUGCAACCCACAUUCUGAAGUACCUGCGAAUGAUGAUGAUUGGCCGAGUGUGGAGGCGAUUGUUGAAUAUCAGGAGAAAGUACGUACCCGGCUACAACGUCUAUUGCAACAUUGGGAGUCAAAGUCGCACCAUGGUAUGAUUUGUGGUGGUCGUAAGGAGCGUGUAGUAUGGAUGUGCUAUGAACAUGAAGCCAUGCACCUUGAGACUUUGCUUUAUAUGCUUGUUCAAAGUCCCAACACACGUCCACCACUUUCACCUUACAGAUUGAAAAGUACCAAGAGGGAGUUCCUUGAUCCAGCACCGUUCACAUCGAUUCCUGGAGGACAAGUCACUAUUGGCCAUGAUGAUCCAGAAUCAGCGCAGGAUUCCACAGAGUUCGGAUGGGACAAUGAGCAUCCUUCGCGAGAAAUGCAUGUGACGCAUUUUGAUAUCCAGACACGGCCUGUCACAAAUGGAGAAUAUCUCAAGUAUUUGGAGCAAUCUUCAAAUGCCACAAUGCCUGCUUCAUGGGUUCACUUGCCUGGAUCGACCGAGAUAGGUGUUCGUUCUGUAUAUGGACCACUUCCCAUGUCCCAGGCGAUGAAUUGGCCUGUUCAAGUUUCCCAAGUAGAGGCUGAUGGCUAUGCGAAGUUUUAUGGUAUGAGAAUUCCUACAGAGGCAGAGCUUAUUCGUUUCCGAGUCCAUACAGCUGCAAGCUCGCAGCGAUGCAAGGUCCCCAACGUUGGAUUCAAGGUAUGGCAUCCCACUGACGUAUCCAAUGAGCAAGUCCAUACGCUUGGUGACGUUUGGGAAUGGACAUCGACUAUAUGGGAUCAAUAUGAAGGUUUCGUCCCUUCUACACUUUAUCCUGGUUACUCGGCCGAUUUUUUUGAUGGCAAACAUCAUGCUGUCAUUGGUGGAAGCUGGGCCACUGUACCACGUAUUGCUGAGCGUGUCUCGUUCCGAAAUUGGUAUCAAGCUGCUUAUCCUUAUGUUUUUGCCGGAUUCCGUUGCUGCAAAAUGACAACAAACUAG
This is a messenger RNA of Lichtheimia ornata, 2568 nucleotides long. RefSeq names its product dimethylhistidine N-methyltransferase. The transcript is spliced from 2 exons. Bases 1 to 2568 code for a protein of 855 amino acids. The record is from RefSeq and is a predicted model, not a curated record. Lineage: Eukaryota; Fungi; Mucoromycota; Mucoromycetes; Mucorales; Lichtheimiaceae.